Molecule: messenger RNA, 1719 nt
Organism: Histoplasma mississippiense
Lineage: Eukaryota; Fungi; Ascomycota; Eurotiomycetes; Onygenales; Ajellomycetaceae
Exons: 5
Coding region: 1-1719 (572 amino acids)
Source: RefSeq, a predicted model, not a curated record
AUGGAUGAGCAGAUGACUGAGGAAGAAGAAGAGGAGGAGGAGAAGGGACAGAGAGAUACCCAGCCAGAAGAAGAAGAUAAGUUCAAAUCAACCAAGAUCCAGAUGGCAUGUUUUGGAUUUUUUGAAUUGAGCUGCUGGACCAGCGGGGUUCGGGUGGAGGAUUAUGAGUGCGCGCUGGUAGACGCGUUGGCGGUGCUGGGACGGGGGGAGUAUGGAUGGCGCGACGCGGAGAGCUACCCACCAAUAUUGUCACGGAUCAUCAAGGUGGCACGGUUAUGCCACACGGUGCUCAACGACCAGGUCAACUAUCCAACAUGUGGGGGUGGAAUGGACGUCCAUUCCAUUCAGGGCCGUAGUGGAUAUGAAAUACAACAUAUCCAAAUCAAAAGCGAUAAUUCCGCCGGGAAGGGGUUACAUUGUGGUGUCAAAGUCAAUGAGUUGAGUCGAACACGCUGGACCCAAACCCGUUGGACGUCAAACCCGUCCAAGGAGCCCAUUCACCCAUUGGACCCGAACCCGUUGGAUGAACCCAUCAACCUGUUGGAAGUCGAGCACGCUGGACGAUUAUAUCAGAAGCAGGCAGUUCAGAUGGCCGAGGAUGAGCAGGUGGAGCACCCUGCAGAUGCGCUGGAUGCCAUGCGUGAACGCUUCCUCCUCCCAGGAGUGGCUGCCCCCUUUGGCUGGGUGACCCGGCUGCGGACAUUCGGCAAGCGAGUGCAGAACACCACCACAAGUCUAGGGUAUGUCUGCUGGAGCGAUGACCAGCAGACUCUAAGCUAUAGAGAGCUGCAUCUAAGCAUAGCAGGGCUCCGGCGCUUCGUGCGCACGCAGGUGGAGCUUACACAGCACAAGCUUGAGCAGCUCUUUCUUGUUCAUGAAGAGGAAGCACGGGAGGUGGUAGUGCCACGCCUGGCACUGGCCCAGCUGGCGGACAGCCCUACAAACAAUCAUCGCGGCUGGAACUUCCUUCAAGCACCGCAGAACUGCAAGGCCCUUCCAACCACAGGGGAGCGAUGGCUGCUGGACCGAGUCCUCACAACAGACAGGCUCCGGGCAGAGUGGGUAGCUGUACGGCCAUCUGAUCAUCAGGUGGUCUGGGACACAGCAGUGGUAGAUGACUAUCUGCAGCAGGUGGAUGAAUUUCUUGAGCAGCUGCUUCUUGUGGUUCAUCUCACUGGGGGCCAGCGUGCGCGGGCCACAGAGCUGCUCAGCAUACGGCACAGUAACACAGUCUGCGGCCGCCACCGCAGCAUUUUUAUUGAACAUGGGCUGGUGAGCAUGGUGACAACCUAUCACAAAGGAUACAGCAUGACCAACUCCACAAAGAUCAUCCACCGCUAUCUGCCAGCAGAGACCAAGCUCAAUGUAAUCCCUUGGCGGCAUGCCGCCAUUGCCAUCUCGCGUAUGCACCUGUCCUGUGGAGGGUUCAAGCGGGAAUAUGGGGCAGAUGAUGCGGCAGUAGACCAGCAGGCAGGCCAUGGAUCCUGGGCUGCAGGUACAGUAUAUGCGCGGGGGCUGCAGGAGGCACCAGGCCACAUUGAGGCACGGCGUGUGCGGUACCAGGCUGUCAGCCGGGAGUGGCAUGAAUUCCUGGGGUUUAACCCAGGCCCAGGGGUGCGAAAGCGGGUUAGGAACAUGGAAAAGAGUGUUAGCAGAAAAGCUCAAAAACAGCAGCCAUCAUAUGUAACAGUAGAAAUAGAUGAUAACAUAGAGCUAUAA